AUUAUAGAAAGAGAAAGUACUUUAUGGAGUGUCAGAAGUUAGAAGAUGAAUUCGUACAUGUGUAUACGUGCAUUUAUAUUUGCGAAAAUGGUGUUUAAUACGCUAUAAUAAUCAAUUUAAAUAGUGUGUUUAAUUUGGGAAGCAAAGCAAAUUGUUAUUAAAUUAUUAAAUAUUCCUCGAGUGAGCAUACCAAAGAAAUGCCGGUAUAUGUCGGACAUUGCUAAAGAUUUUAAGUAUAUCAUUACAUAAACUAACGAAUUAAAUUUAUUAAGAGUAUACACAAUUAAUUACUUCAAUCAUAAUAUACAUUAAUUUCAUUUUGGUGUUGUUUUAACGCGAUUAUAUUUCGAAUAACCCAAAAGUGUAUAUUGCAAUGUAUAUCCAUUAAUAUACAUUGAAGUCUCCUACAUUGGAAGUAAUUUAAUCAUGCCGUGCUGGUACUAUGAAAAGAAGGAGCUACGCAAUACACCGUCUAUUCAGGAUGGUAUCGAUUACGAGACGGAAUGUAGAUAUCGAAAAGAAGGUGCACGUUUUAUAAUCGACACUGGUACAAAGAUGGAUUUAGGUUAUAAUACAAUGGCAACGGGUGUCGUUUAUUUCCAUCGAUUCUACAUGUUUCAUUCAUUUAAAAAUUUUCCACGAUAUGUAACAGCUUGUUGCUGUUUACUCUUAGCUGGCAAAGUUGAAGAGACUCCAAAAAAAUGUAAGGAUAUUAUACGGACGGCUAAGACUUUAGUGUCCGAACAAAAGUUUAUGACAUUUGGAGAAGAUCCUAAAGAAGAAGUCUUAACUUUAGAAAGAAUUUUGUUGCAAACUAUUAAAUUUGAUCUGCAAGUUGAACACCCAUAUAGCUAUUUAUUGAAAUAUGCCAAGUGUCUUAAAGGUGAUAAAAACAAACUGCAAAAGAUGGUUCAAAUGGCUUGGACAUUUGUUAAUGAUAGUUUAUGUACCACUCUGUCGCUACAAUGGGAACCAGAAAUAAUAGCUGUUGCUCUAAUGUACUUGGCAGGAAAGCUAAGUAAGUUUGAGGUAGUAGACUGGGUUGGAAGACAACCAAAGCAUUUACGCUGGUGGGAUAUGUUCGUUGAAGAUGUAACUAUGGAUCUUUUGGAAGAUAUUUGCCAUCAAGUUUUGGAUUUAUAUUCACAAGCUAAUAACACAAAACCGCCAGAUUCGCCACCCAUGAUACCAUCUAGCGAGGUGUGUCGAGAACGACCUGUUGCUACUACUACUAUAGAAUCUGCAUCUAAUACACCCAAUGUGACGCCUGGAAAAUCUUCUAAGAUAGAAACACCAGUGGUUUCUGCAAACGGAUGUCCAACCACAGAUAUCGUGGAUACGAUAAAACCAAUAGAUACUUCAACAGCACAUUUUCCUACAUAUCCAACGAAUUUCGCACCAUCUAAUAAUACAAACUAUCCGCCGGCAUUUCCACCUGCAAACGUUUCAGUUCCACCUCCUCCUGUGAAUACGAUGAAUCAUAUUGUACCAACAAUGCAUCAUAUUGGAUCCUCCGCUCCCAUUCGUCCUACUCCACCACCUGCACCAGCUACUAAUCAAACUUUUCAACCAUAUUCCUAUCCAACAAACGCGUCAUAUUUUCCAGCAAAUAAUCCAAUUCCACCUACCGCACCACCACGCAGCUAUUAUCCACCACAGCCAUAACAAAAGGCAAUAUAUUAUGUAUUCAAUAAAAAUUGUAUCGACUUGAA
Messenger RNA from Cataglyphis hispanica, 1712 nucleotides. It is a transcript of the gene CycK, whose product is annotated as cyclin-K. Gene Ontology annotation, cellular component: nucleus; cyclin/CDK positive transcription elongation factor complex. Gene Ontology annotation, biological process: positive regulation of DNA-templated transcription, elongation; regulation of transcription by RNA polymerase II. The record is from RefSeq and is a predicted model, not a curated record. Gene Ontology annotation, molecular function: cyclin-dependent protein serine/threonine kinase activator activity. The coding region runs from base 427 to 1665 and encodes 412 amino acids. Lineage: Eukaryota; Metazoa; Arthropoda; Insecta; Hymenoptera; Formicidae. The transcript has 7 exons.